This is a messenger RNA of Diaporthe batatas, 2158 nucleotides long. RefSeq lists its product as uncharacterized. Bases 511 to 1302 code for a protein of 263 amino acids. The record is from RefSeq and is a predicted model, not a curated record. Lineage: Eukaryota; Fungi; Ascomycota; Sordariomycetes; Diaporthales; Diaporthaceae. The transcript has a single exon. Gene Ontology annotation, cellular component: nucleus. Gene Ontology annotation, biological process: regulation of transcription by RNA polymerase II. Gene Ontology annotation, molecular function: DNA-binding transcription factor activity, RNA polymerase II-specific; RNA polymerase II transcription regulatory region sequence-specific DNA binding.
UCUCUAAAUCAAGCAAGUUGAUAUUGAUUGACGGAGGGAAUGCUACGUGACUAACAAGAAUAGAGUUAGAUAGAUUCGGACGAAUCGAAGCACCCUGGCCUAGACUUUGGCUUGUCUCGACCAGCUGCCCAACCGUCUCUGGAGUUACAGGCCGCCGCUAACUGGCUGGGCAGAGCAUGAGUUGGUGCAGUCUGAGCGUUUGAAACAUGAAGCCGAACCUUUAUCAGUUGCAACCCAUGACACAGAUACAGAUACUGUUGCCAACUGGUGCCGGGCCCGCGGACUGCACGUAUCCGGUUGCAGUAUCCCUGCAGGAAGGUGCUCCACACUACACCCUACCGGCACCCAACUUCACCGUGGCAGCCGGGACCGACGGGCGUUUGCUGGUUCACCGCAAGUGCUCAUCAGUCCCCGAGGCUCCUCUCCCUUGGUCUACAUACAUCCACAAGAACUCGACCGCACAGAAUCAACACCCAGCCCUGAACCUUAGCUGCACACCAGACGCCCAUCAUGGCAUACGACUGUAACAAGUGCUACCGGUGGUUCAACACGUCUCACGCGCAAUGGCAGCACAAGGCCGACAAGGACCACUUCGACUGGGAGUGCACCGUCUGCACCAUGACAUGGGAGACGGAGUCGCAGCGCAAGCAGCACGAGAUCGAGUACCACCACUACUGCGCCGACUGCGACCGCACCUUCAUGAACUACAACAACAUCCAGCAGCACCUCCGGUCGUCGGCCCACGUCAGCCCCUCCGCCAUCACCUGCCCCUUCUGCAAGAAGGGCUUCACCACCGCCACGGGCCUCGUCCACCACAUCGAGAGCAGCGCCUGCCCCAGCGCCAGGAACCUCGACCGCGACGCCGUCUACCGCGCCGUCCGCCAGAAGGACCCCUCGGGCGUCAUCUCCAAGAAGCUCAUCGGCUGGACCGGCUCCAGCUCCUUCGAGGCCACCACCCGCACCUGGAACCCCUACCUGGACGCCUACGAGUGCUAUCUCUGCAACCGCACCUUCGAGCGGCUGUCCAGCCUGAACCAGCAUCUCCAGUCCCCUGCGCGUGCGUUUUUUUUUUCCGGAUCGUUGCCAGUUUGUUCUUUGUUGUUUGAUGGUGCUGACAUAUUGAUAUUCUGCGCAGACCAGCAGAAGCUGUAUCACUGCCCGAAAUGCCGAAAGGAUUUUGUCUCCCUCGCUGCCAUCAUCAACCACUUUGAGAGUGAGAGCUGUGGCUACACUCGCUUCAGCACCGUGCAGACGGGCAUCCGUGGCCUGACGGAUGGUAGCCGUCUGCUUUCCUUCCGCUGAUUCAAGGUUGGUGUUGGCAGUGCGUUUGAGGACUGACCUUGUGUUGCUGACUUUUUUCCCGUCGUAGUUUGCUGGAAAUACACCCAAACACAGCGGACAGCAAUAUUCAUCUAACAUCCUUGCCACAGCCCUGUAAUGUGGUGCUGGGCUCAUAGAAGAGCAUGGCUGUCAAUCAUUGCCACCGGGUCGGCCUUGGUGUGAUUAUGAAGCUGAUCUCGGGAGACGUGAUGUCUGGCACGGCUAAUCCGACUUGGUGAUAAUGUCGGCAUCUUUAUUUCUGAGGCCUUGUGAACCUGUAUUACCUGUAGUCAAGAUCUCUCUAAGACUGGCGGGCGGAAUCAGGCAAUGGUAGCCUAGAAUGAGUAGCACAUCAACUCGGGCCCCUCCGUAAGGUGAUAUUGAUUCUCGCUGAGCGACCACACUGGACCGCCAUUGAUGACAGCUCACCACCAAGUUCUGCCCCAGCGUGUCAAACAUGUGUGACGAAGAAGCUGUCUCUCAAACCAGGAAAAGCCAGCAAGCAACGAUGGCAGCGCGAAAUAUUGGUUUCAAGCUGAAGGCUACCUUGGGUGUUGCUAGCGGUGACUUCCUGAAGUCCUCUUAUUAGCCUGACCGCCGAUAUGCCACGGUCUUACCUAGGUCCUCCUAAGCAGUGCCUCUGAGUGCUACAAUCACUUUAAAUCCUCGCCGUUAAGAACUUGGCGUCGCUCAGGAUCAAUUUGAUGUCAUCGUAGGGUAGGCCUCAUGUCCCAUUGGUAUUUAGGAGCGGUGGUGUCAGCUAGGGCAUUUCUUGGAGGCGACAAUCAAGGCUUAGCUGCUAGCCGUAUCUUGUAGUCAGGUGGGUUGAAGAUCAACU